AGCCGUUUGACUGCGAAUGCAACGGGCCGAAUACCGGGCAUCGAGCGGCGGCCAGAAACGUUGUUUUAGCUUCGGCUUUCUGAUUCUGAAUUUUAUUCUCUCAGUCAGUCAGUCAGUGAUCGGCGAAACGCUACAAGUACGAGAUCCGGGAUUCGAGUGAGAGACGACGAAAUAAUCAUUUAUUUUAGCGUUUUGCCGUGGUGCCGCGUCGCCUCCAAUUCGAUUUAGUUAGUUCAAACUGCACGUAGUGUUUUGUGAGACUUUUAGUGCAUUCAGUUGGAUUUAUUUAAUAUAAUGGCGGAAAGUAGAGGAUCAUUAUUAGCCAAGUCGGUACAAAAACACGCGGGACGAGCCAAAGAGAAGCUUUUACAAAAUCUGGGAAAAGUCGACCGGACAGCAGACGAAAUCUUCGACGAGCAUCUAGAGAACUUCACAAGACAACAGAAUGCAGCCAAUAGAUUACAAAAAGAAUUUAGUAAUUACAUACGAUGUAUAAGAGCUACCCAAGCAGCAUCUAAAACACUGUUUGAGGCCAUAGGAGAAACGUACGAGAGCCAAUGGACCGGACACGACCAAUUAUACAUUCAGACACAACAGAUCGAUAUAUUGUGGCAGGAUUUUAGUCAUAAGUUAGCAGACCAAGUACUCUUACCAUUAAAUACGUAUCAGUCACAGUUUCCAGAAAUGAGGAAAAAAAUCGAUAAAAGGGGUCGAAAACUGAUCGAUUAUGACAACCAGCGUCACAGUUUCCAAGCAUUACAAACCAACAUGAAGAAGAGGGAUGACGUUAAAAUCGCGAAAGGUCGAGAACAAUUGGAGGAAGCCAAAAGGACGUACGAAAUUCUUAAUUCGGAACUUCACGAUGAACUUCCAGCCUUAUACGACUCGAGGGUGCUAUUUUUGGUGACGAAUCUCCAAAGUUUAUUCAAUGCCGAAGAUACUUUCCACUCAGAAUCUGCAAAGAUAUUCAGUGAUCUUGAAAGUAUCGUGGAUAAAUUAGCGACCGACAGUCAGCGCGGUUCGUACAAUGUAAAGAAAACCAAUGGAACAAACAGUUUGCCAAGGCCUAAAAAUGCACUACUGAAGGAAUCUCCAGAGCUUAUCGUAAAUAAUGUGCAAUCAAAACGGGCUGUAGACGAUGACACAGCAAACUCAGUAUCACAGGUGGACACGUCCCCAUCACCCGCGAAAGCUAACAAUAACUCCCUAGAGAACAGUAAGAGUGAUUCUGUCCCAAUUACCCCUAAUAGCACGACGUCAGUCCCAGCCAGUCCCACCACUCCCACAAGCCCUAUCUCGAAAGAACUAACAAAAUCUAAUACAGCAAACAAUAAUGCCGUGUGUGAGCCAAGUGUUGAUGCUGCUGACACCACUAACAAAUUAGAUGCUGUUGCUGAUGUCGAGCCAGUUGUCAAAGAGGAUAACAAGAGGCUAGAGGAGCUUUACGAUAUACCCGUUGGUGCUUCCACUGAGCAUCUUCCACCAGGUGUUCUUUACAGGGUAAAAGCAACAUAUAAGUACACCAGAGAGGAUGUCGAUGAAUUAUCAUUUGAAGUCGGAGAAAUUAUUUCUGUAAUCGAAUAUGAUGAUCCAGAUGAACAGGAAGAGGGUUGGCUUAUGGGUGUCAAAGAUAACGGAGACAAGGGCAUGUUCCCCGCUAAUUUCACAAGACCACUAUAAUCAUCCCUUCAAGCUCCAUUUUGGUAAAUAUCAACGUACAAUAAUCUGCAGCCAUUAUUUUGUUUGUAAAAACAUACAUUUAAAAUAUUACCAACUUUUUUUAGACGUUUAAUAGACUAGAAGAUUUUUUGUUGUGUUAGCAUAAUAGUUUAUUUUAUUCUGUUAUUUGUAUUUAACGAGGCAGCAUCUGAUCAUAUCAUAACUAAGGUGAAAUCUUUUUCUCCCCACCGUAGGCAGUUUUUAUCUUGUUUUCCUUAAAAGUUUGUAUUAUCUUAAAAUAUUACUCAUUUAGUGUUAAGUUAUACGAAACAUUUUGAGCUUUUUUAACGUUUUUAACUUGUACUUAUACUUAUUUAUUAAUCUGUUAAUUAGGAAGGGUCUUGUAGAUUAAUCGUAACUUUGGUUUGACUUGUUAAGUAUUUUUAUUUGUAGGUCUGUUAAUAUUAAAUGUUUUGUUUGUAGCUGUUUUAUGUACUUGCUGUUAUCAGUUUAUUUUGUUAUUUAAAUCUGUAAUAUGUUAAGCGACGAUUUUUUCCACUUUUAAUUUUCAACUAAUUGCAUAAAAAAAUCAUUUUGCACUAUUUUCUCCACAUUUAAAUAAUUCAUAACAACUUCUAUUUAACUCGAGAAAUCGCCCAAAAAUCAAAGUUUUUGAGAUGUGAGUAACUGUGAAUCUCCAGAGUUAAAACAAUUUUAUUAAGAGGGGCAAUAUUAAAAUCGCACGUGCCAUCUGAAAGUGAGAUUACGAAAUUGUUUGAGCUGUAUUUUUUAUAAAAGUUUAUACAUUGAAAUUUUACGGAUUGUUAUUUCUAUCUACAUUUAUUUAUUAUGUAUGUAGCUUUAUACUGUAUUUAAAUAUAUGAUCGACUCAAAUUAUUGAUUCUUACAGCAGUUGCAGUCGAGGAGCUUAUAUAGAUAGGUAAUAAAAAAUUAAGUCUUUAGUAAUUGUAAAUUAUACAGAGUGUUUUAUUCUGUUGAAGUUCGAUUAUAACGUUGAAUGUUCAUUUAUAUAUUUACACAAACCUUUAAAGGUUUUUUAAAUGUUUUUCACUUAUAUGUGUACCCAGGAAAUAUUUUAGGGUCAAACUUGAUUUAGCGACAAUUGAAGACAGUAUUUAACUUUACCGCUUAAGGUGCAUAACGACGUGAAUUGGUGUGAUGACUGUCUUUGUUAUAUAAUAAUAAUAAUAAUAAUAAUAAUAAUAAUAAUAAUAAUAAUAAUAAUAACGUUUAUUAAUCCAUACAAACUGUACAGCGCUAAAAAAACUUGCACAAUGUCUCCAAAAUCAAUUUUACAGGAACAUAUAUUUAGAAGAAUUUAAGAUAAGCUAGUGGUUUCUCCAAAAAUUUCUUCACAUUAACAUUUUAUUUAAUAGACAAACUAACUUAAUGCUUACCAAUGAAUAAUUUAGUCUUACGUCUCUUUUUAAGCUGCUUUAUUUAUCGUAUACAAGUAAUUUCAAAUGGGUUGAGUAUUAAAAGUAUAUGAAGCACCAGGGGCGGAUCCAGGGCUGAUUUUUGGGAGGGGAAAAUUUUUUUGAACACAGUGAAUCAGCAUAAUUAUAAUAUAUUGUAAUUAAUGUUCAUUUAUUCAGCCACAAAUCCUUGUUUUUGAUGAAAAUGUUACAGAAAAAUUAUUUCAUAGAACAAAACGACGAGGCCCCAGUUUUGCGAAUCGUUCAAUGACUUCUUCAGGACUGACUUCAAUGUCUUGGUGUAUGUAUAGCAAAGCCAAUCCAAUCAGUCUUUCUUGUAGCAUCGUUGACCUCAGCCAUGUUCUCAAGCAGCGAAGAGUAGAAAAAGAGCGCUCAGAGGUUGCAUUUGUGACAGGCAGUGUGCAAAAUAUACGAAGAUAAGCAUUGAUAGUCGGGAAUAUUUCAACAUCACAGUUCUCCAAAGCUUGUAAUGCAGUAGUUGGAAGUGGAUUCGCUGAAGUCUUUUUCUUCUGCUGCCAAUAGCGCUGCCAGUGGUUCAACUCGCUUUUGAACUUAAAACGCUGCACGAUGUUGUCAUCAGUUAUGAGUCCUUUGAAUCUUUCUGUCAAAUAGCUGAUAAGAUUUUCGCUUUCAGUUGGAUUGAGCUCACAUACUUUCGUAGGCAGCAGCAUACUCAAUUGAAAACCGUCUAGAACUUCUUUCGAAAAACAAGUCUUGAGAUCUUCGCAGAUGGUAUCCAACAAAGGAAUGUAUACCAAGACCCUGUAGUAAUCUUCGCAACUGCUAACGCUGUAAUUAUCGCGUUUCGUUUGUUGGUCACAAGUUCUCGGUUUUUGUUCAGGAACAUCCAGUUUUUGUGUAAUUUUUUUCGCAUCUGAAUUUUUCUGCAUCAGCUUUUUCUCUCCGAUCUUGAAACGUUGCAAGCAGCGUAUCUAUCAUCAUUGAUGCUUUUGCAUUAUCGACGGACUCUUUUUGAAGCAGUACGCUGAGUGUCACAAAGACAGAAAAGUUCAACGAUAAAUUCGAAUUUGCACAAAGCUGCUAUUAGGACUGUUGCUUUUCCGACUGUUUCCUUGUUUUUCCACCCACUGAUUUUUGUCAAAGCUUCUACAAUCAACGACAUUUUGGAGGCAAAUUGAACAACAGCAUCAUGACGUUGAACCCACCUUGUUUCGCAUAACUGUACCAGGUGUCCUCCAAGUUUCUUUACUUAGGAAAGGACUUCUUGAAGAACUUGUUAACCUCACUUAUAGUGCUCUAUACCAAUUCAAUCACUCGAAUUUUGGUAGAUUUAGAUAUGGUGCUGUUUAGUUUGUGAGAAUAACAGGUUGUUACUACAGCGUUUUCCGCUUCUUUCCGGAUUUCGUUAACAGCUCCACGAUCUGAUAGCAUCACAGCACACGCAUCAGUUCCUAUUGCAACGCAGUGUUUUGAGUUGAGAUUCAUUUUCUUUAUUUCUGCGAGGACGAUUUCCCCGAGAGCAAUCCCGGUAAGUGAUAAUUCCACAUCAGGUUGGCUGUCUUCUUGAGCGUUUUAAGUAGAGAGUACUCCAGUUUCUUCUUCCGAGUCGUCAGAGUCACUACUUUCUGCAGAAUUAUUCUUUGAAAGGAAGGAACUGUAGGGGAGUAUGUCAUUUACUAAGCUCCCAGAUGGAGCUAAGUGUAACUGCGAGUACGAAAAAUGUUGCCAGUGAACUACACCUUAUGAAAACACUUCACUGAUCACUCCUAGGUGACAUUAUUCAGUUUAAUAAUUUAAAAAAGCAGUGAAAAGUCUGAGAGAAAAGAAUUUUUUAAAUUUUCAUAAAUAUAUAAAUUUGAAAGUUGCAUCAAUUUUUUCAUGCAAAUUGAUCGAUAUAAAAAUGUACAAAUCGAAAAGUUUUUGGAGGGGGAAAUUUCCUUCAUUUCAGCACAGCGAUUGAAAGAAACCAUUUUUGUUUGAAAUUUCACUAAAUCUAGGUUAGGACAUCCAAUAUUUUCACUUGCAAAAUAUGACAAAAAAAUCCUUUAUUUAAAUAAUACCGUUUAUCUUUGACAAAUAAAUUAUGCAUAAUCAAAUAAACAAAUAAUACCUUAUUUAAAAUAUAAUAUUUUUUCGUGUUUGAAUAAAGCUACAAGUUUUAAAGGUAUUUUUAGGCAACUGCUUUAUUUUUUAUUAAAUAUCUAUUCUAAAUGUAAAAUUUUGCAAUUUUCUUAAACAAAAUAUUAAAAUAAACUUAAAUGUUUAAAAAGUGAUCAAAUGGGUUUUAAAAAAAGGUAAAACAGGUCUAGUGUUAAGCUUGAUUCACAGUUGUAAACAGAUUUAACCAAUUGUCAUAACAAGAAAAUUUUUAAAUCUUAAGUUUGCUUAGUUUAUUAUUAUUUGCAAAUGUUUCAAAUUCGUAGCCGUAAUAUGCGGAUAACUGUCUGUAAGAGAUCUAUCUGAAAGAAAAGUUAUCUUCAGUAAAAAAAUUUAAAAAAAAAGUAAAAAACAUUAAAAAGUGUAUAAAAUAUAUACUAUUUCUUAAUGUACUUUUAUCUAUCACAAAGGCUAAUUUUACUUUUAUUAAAAAAACGAGUCUUCAUAGAACAAAACAACAAAUGUGAAACGUGAGCAAUUUUCUUAUUUUUUCGCUCAAACUUUUUAUAUUAAUCGGUUUUAAAUCCACCUAUUUAAUAUAUCAAUUACACCUACUUAAGUCAUCUUAUGUAAAAACAUGAAGACUAGAAAUUGAAUAUAUAGGAUAUAAAGACUGGUGGCUUAUAUUGUUAUAGAAAGGGUUGGCAUUUAACUAAUGUAUUAUAAAGGGUCUUUUAAAUAUAUGGAGACAAAAGACCAAGGGCGAUUUAUCUUUGUCCAAAAUAUGAAAAAAUGGUCUGAUAAAUAUCCCAGUUAAUUUAAUUGUACAAUUAGACUUUUCACGGCUACUUGAAAAGUGCAAAAACAUUAUUUGUUGAUAUAGCAAACUUUUUGGUAUUUUAUUUGUGAGAAAUCUUCUUUAGGCUUUUGCACUUAACUCUAAAAACCCUUAUCAUAAUGUCCCUUUAGAUGUUUAUUAAAAAUUUAUAUUUUUAAUAUCUUACAGUCAUGCAUAUUUUGUUAUUAAGUCCCGGUAGCAUUUUUACUAAUUAAUUUUUUCUACAGACAAAUAUAAAACUGAUAAGAAAAAAUAAAUAAACCAAAUUUCAAUUUUCACUCAAAUGAAUCAUGGGUUUUCAUGUAUUUUAUCAAACAUUACAUACUUUGUUAAAAAGCCGAUUUUUUUUUUAAAUUAACAAAAUUAACCACUUAAUUUUUUCGCAAAUCAUGACAAUUACCUCCUUGUCUCUAAAUUUAGUAAAAGUAUAAUUAUUUGCAAACUUCUAUGGCGAUUGGUGUAUUGUGUUUUGUAUCUUGGUAAAUUCUUUUUUAAACUAUUGACUAAUAUUUCGACGGAAAAUAACUUGACUUUGAACGGUAGAUUGAUUAAAUCGAACAGAUUAAGAUAAUUUUUUUAAUCGAUUUUUGUUAAUAGACUUUAAAAGUAAACUUGCUGUACAUGCUAAUAACCGCACUUCGCUGAUCGCCAUAACCCAUUUGCUUAUUAAAUCAUAUAUAUUCAAAUGCUCCUUGUGUAUAAAUUUUAAAUCUCUAGAACCAUUAAAUAGAUCCCGGAAAUGAAACAUUCUGUAUAAUUUAUAGUUCUUUAGAUCACAUAAUACGUUUCUUCCCUUAAGAGUUGUGGCCUAAAAAUAAAAAUUUUUAGACUGAUAAUAAUUGUAAUAUUUACAAGUUUAAAAAAAAAUCUAUAGUAUGAUGUAUGCCACCGAAUUGAAAAAUGACCAUCUUAACAUUAAAUGUUCUUAUAGCAUAUUAAACAUUGACGAAAUAUCUAGUUUUAAGGUUAAAUUAAUGAUUAUAUGAUAAAGAUAGUAAUACCGAAUAUCAAUUUAAAUCUACUAUGUAUUUCCCUUUGUUACUCAUUAAAAGUUUUAUAAUAAAUCAAAUACUCGAAUGUAAUUUCAUAUGUUACAAGUUUAUUUCAAUAAUCGACAUCUUGUUUGCUCGCAAGUGAAACUUUUGAUGAAACAAACUGUUAUUUGCAUGCAUUUGUGUUUUUUUUAUAUAUAUAUUCUAUGCAGUGUGAAUAGUUUUGUAACAACUAGUCAUUCAAACGUUUGCUCAAACAAAUCAUCAGAUCAUGUUAUUUAUUUGAAUUGCGUUGAUUAUGAAAGUAAAGUGUAUAGUUGGGCAAUGAAAAAUUUUUAAAAUCUAAAGACUAAAAAAGAGUUCUAAUAUAUUUAAUAUUUAUUUUAAAUAAAUAAAAAUAAGUUGAUGUA
Anthonomus grandis grandis is the source of this 7414-nucleotide messenger RNA. Its product is annotated as myc box-dependent-interacting protein 1. Gene Ontology annotation, molecular function: protein binding; phospholipid binding. Gene Ontology annotation, cellular component: plasma membrane; cytoplasm. The transcript is spliced from 8 exons. Lineage: Eukaryota; Metazoa; Arthropoda; Insecta; Coleoptera; Curculionidae. Bases 295 to 1680 code for a protein of 461 amino acids. The record is from RefSeq and is a predicted model, not a curated record.